GGUACGCACAGGAAGUGAAUACGUAAAGGCCGCUAACUCUAAAAUUGACAUUCCACAAACAAACUGUUUCAAAAGACUUUGUCGAUUUAUGAAAAUCUUUUUGUCUUUAAAUUGUUCGCACGUUCUUUAUUCGUCAAUGGCGAGGUGAUCAUGAUUGUAGAUGCCAGAUGACGACAGUUGGAGAAAAUGUCUUUGACAAGAAGUAUCCGGGUCUGGGUGAAGGCCGAGCCAUUCAGCUAUGGUGCCCUUCCGGUGGCACCACAUCCCAAACUCACUCACAGUAACAUCAAGAAGAUUGUGAUCUAUGCAAAGAACAAGGGGUCUCCAGGAUUUCCAAACAUCAGCUACUCCGUAUGGAAGCACAUUGCCUGCAACAAGCUCCAUCUCUCAGAAGACCUGGCCUGGAUGUACUUCUCCCUGUGCCAUCUGUUGUGUGAUACCAAGUACCCCGUGGAACGUCUGGAGUGGGACGAGACGUACCUCACAGCAGAGUCGCGGUCAACCAGAGAUGACCUGCAGAGCCGGCUGUGUGUGGACACGUACAAGUUUGUGUUGUUCUUGUACAUCCAGCAGCUGUUCCGGGUGUCACUGAGGGCGUCGCUGGUCGCAGGAGACGAAUGGCCGUCAAUGACUUCCUCUUCUGAGUUUGAAGGCCGAUCCACUCCAAGAGGAACAAAGUCUCUAGACGACCACGGCCACAUGGUGUUUGUCCUGUCACAUCUCCCAGAGAUUCUCGAGCUACUCACAGAACAUGAGGGAUCAGGCCAGCAGGGUCUGGCUGGUGGGCCGUGUAUGACGGAGCGGGCUGUCGAUGCUCUAGGCUUCCUGCUAGCAGGCUCCAUGGACAAGUUCAAAACUCUCUCUCCACUGAAGGACAUAGCAUCGCUACAGACAGUCCAGUCAAGCAGUGGAUACUCUAAGAUGACCCGAGCCUUCACGGUGCGUCUCUUCCAGACCUGGAUCAAGGACUGUCUUGUCCAGAACCCAUUCGGAAUCUCAGCCUGUAUCGCCACAGGGAUGAGGCUGUCCUGGCCAUUUGCAGGCGAGGAGGGCAAGGGAGACGUCCCUGCACGGAGCAAACGCGGCAAGAUUGCAACCAACGCCAACAUUAUUCCUAAAGAACAUAUGAAAGGCAACAAGAUGAUCAUAAUGAGUCAAGUCAGUAAGGAGACCAUAGCAAGGAGCUCCAAAACCCUGGAGUUGAGCAGCAUGAAGAUCCAUCGCAGUCACCACUCCUAUCUUUAUCUGCUGUCACCCUUAAGAUCAGUGACGAUAGAGAAGUGUCGGAAUACUACCGUUGUGUUGGGGCCGGUAGAGUCGUGUGUUCACCUGAGUAACUGUGAGAACGUCACAGUCAUUGCCGUGUGUCGCUCUAUCAUGGUCAGUGGGUGUACUCUGUGUACCCUGCAUCUGCUGACCCCCACACGCCCUGUGCUGCUCAGCGGGAACGACACCAUCCUCCUGGCUCCGUACCACACAUUCUACCCCCAGCUGGAGGAACACAUGUCCCUCGUCAGCAUCUCCGCAUCACUCAACUUCUGGGACCAGCCACUGUGUGUGGGGCCUGAUCACCGAGACGAGACACCCAUUUGGGAAAUAAUGCCAGUCCACGAGUUCUUCACUUUCACUGUGCCCUUUGACAUGGAAGGACCAACCAAGUCCAUUCCUGGAGGUCUGCCCAGCCGGCACCAGAAGGCAGUCGGCCAGCGGCACAAGGAGAUUGACCGCUGGCAGAAGAUGGUGAAAGACGCGGGAUUGACUCGGGACCAGAGGAAGGAGUUUCAGGGCUUGGUUGAGACCAGGUUCCAUGUGUGGUUAUCAGAGAUGGGUCACAAGAAGGAACUAGACAGUCUGGUGCUGCCCCUGCAGUCCCAGGGCAAGAGAUGAGGCUCACCUCAACAGUCCCAGGGCAAGAGAUGAGGCUAGCCUCGACAGUCCCAGGGCAAGAGAUGAGACUAGCCUUGACAAUGAUGUCUUACAGUCCCAGGGCAAGAGAUGAGGCUCACCUCAACAGUCCCAGGGCAAGAGAUGAGGCUAGCCUCGACAGUGCUGCCCCUACAGUCCCAGGGCAAGAGAUGAGGCUAGCCUCGACAGUCCCAGGGCAAGAGAUGAGGCUAGCCUUGACAAUGAUGUCUUACAGUCUCAGGGCAAGAGAUGAGACUCACCUCAACAGUCCCAGGGCAAGAGAUGAGGCUAGCCUUGACAAUGAUGUCUUACAGUCCCAGGGCAAGAGAUGAGGCUCACCUCAACAGUCCCAGGGCAAGAGAUGAGGGUAGCCUCGACAGUGCUGCCCCUACAGUCUCAGGGCAAGAGAUGAGACUCACCUCAACAGUCCCAGGGCAAGAGAUGAGGCUAGCCUCGACAGUGCUGCCCCUACAGUCUCAGGGCAAGAGAUGAGACUCACCUCAACAGUCCCAGGGCAAGAUAUCAGGCUAGCCUCGACAGUCCCAGGGCAAGAGAUGAGGCUAGCCUCAACAGUCCCAGGGCAAGAGAUGAGACUCACCUCAACAGUCCCAGGGCAAGAGAUGAGGCUAGCCUCGACAGUCCCAGGGCAAGAGAUGAGGCUAGCCUCGACAGUCCGCGGGCAAGAGAUGAGGCUAGCCUUGACAGUGAUGUCUUACAGUCCCAGGGCAAGAGAUGAGGCUCACCUCAACAGUCCCAGGGCAAGAGAUGAGGCUAGCCUCAACAGUCCCAGGGCAAGAGAUGAGGCUAGCCUCGACAGUCCCAGGGCAAGAGAUGAGGCUAGCCUCGACAGUCCGCGGGCAAGAGAUGAGGCUAGCCUUGACAGUGAUGUCUUACAGUCCCAGGGCAAGAGAUGAGAACCACCUCAACAGUCCCAGAGCAAGAGAUGAGGCUAGCCUUGACAAUGAUGUCUUACAGUCCCAGGGCAAGAGAGGAGGCUAGCCUGGACAGUGCUGCCCUAUAGUACCAGGGCAAGAGAUGAGGAUAGCCUCACAUGUGUGAAUCUCUACAUUGAACAAGAAAACAUUAUACAGUGUAUUGUUAGGAGUGAUUAGCAUGACAUUGUGUAUGAAGGCUUAGAUCACAAACACCUGCUCAUGUUCAUUAAUCAGGUUUCUGUCAUUUUCACACAUGAUCUACCAAAAGAAGUUAUAUCAUUUCACAUAAUUGCUAAGGAAAUGUACAUAUGAAAGUCUACUUUGCCAAGGCAAUGUUCAUAUAAUAGUCAAAAUAGAUGAUGCCCUGUUGAACAAUGUUUACUUACUGUUUUAGAUACAUGUAUGUUGCAUGAAACGGCUGCAUUGGAUUGCACAAGUAUGUCAGAUGUCCUGAUGUGCACAGAAACAGCAUGUUGCUAUGGGGUGGGCCAGAGUUGGAUACAUACUGAACAAAAAAGUUGAGGAUCAUCAAUAUUUGGGGGAAUAUUUUUUUGUAGUGAAGACUGAGCAUACAAUUUAAAAAAUUCUAAACUUCUUUGUUCAGUAUACUUGUUAGUGAGUGAGUGAGUGAUUAUUGUGUCUACAUGCUUGAAGGUAAGGUAAAUAUCUCUGUCACAGUGAUAUAAUUUCAACUCAUUUCAAACGUUACCCCGGUAUGUCUCAUGAAUACUAUGUGAUAUAUUGAUAUUUACAUCAUGUACAAUGGCUACAUUUGUCUUAUACUACUCAAAAGAAGUUAAAGAACACCCUUUCUUUUCAUAUGACUACGGUUAAUCGUCCGAUUUUUAUUGAUUAUAGUUCAUCUGUCAUGACCAUUCAACUUCUUUUGAGUAGUAUGAUGCUGAUGCAGAAUGUUUGUAUCUUAUGCAUGAGAUUGCAUCGAAGGCUGGUGAAAACUUGCACUUAGCUUGGUCUUGCAAUUAAAGUUAAUAUGAAAA
Haliotis rufescens (red abalone) is the source of this 3838-nucleotide messenger RNA. RefSeq names its product TBCC domain-containing protein 1-like. The transcript is spliced from 19 exons. Lineage: Eukaryota; Metazoa; Mollusca; Gastropoda; Lepetellida; Haliotidae. Gene Ontology annotation, biological process: hemopoiesis; maintenance of centrosome location; maintenance of Golgi location. Bases 187 to 1887 code for a protein of 566 amino acids. Gene Ontology annotation, cellular component: plasma membrane; spindle pole centrosome. The record is from RefSeq and is a predicted model, not a curated record.